Messenger RNA from Botrytis porri, 708 nucleotides. RefSeq lists its product as uncharacterized. The record is from RefSeq and is a predicted model, not a curated record. The coding region runs from base 1 to 708 and encodes 235 amino acids. Lineage: Eukaryota; Fungi; Ascomycota; Leotiomycetes; Helotiales; Sclerotiniaceae. The transcript is spliced from 4 exons.
AUGUUUUCAAACACCACGUACCUCAUCACAGGCGCAAACCGAGUGAUAGUGACUGUCCGCAACGGAUCCACCGAUGUUUCCUCUCUCAAAGCCCUCCCAAAAGCCGAUGGCAGUAACUUAAUCAUUACCAAUCUUGAGAUCUCUACCACAUCAGUAUCUGGCAUUGAAAUUGCGCACAAGGCAUUAGUUGAAAGCCUGAAGACCCGGGGUGUUGAGAGAAUUGACGUUCUCAUUGCAAACGCUAGAAGUGGCACCUGCUUCAAGUCUACCGUUGAAACGCCACUAGGAGCUAUUUUGACGGACUUCUACACCAACAAACUUGGACCCAUUGCUCUCUAUCAACAUCUGCUUCCAUUCCUUAAGGCUUCUGAUAAUGCAAAGUUUGUUGUUAUUGGAAGUGUCUUGGGGAGCAUUGAAGCUAUGAUGGCUGGAGCACCCACUGUAGCCCAUGGAACUAGCAAGGCCGCAGUGCACUGCGCUGCAAAGAAGAUACAUGACGAGGAAGAGAAGAUUGUUGUCUUGACGAUUCAUCCUGGAUGGGUCCAAACGAAGAAUGGGCAAAAUUUUGCCGAUAGUAUUGGUGUUCCUGCACCACCAAUGACUGUGGAACAGAGUUCUGUCGCUGUUGUGGCACUAAUUGAUUCAGCAACCAAGACCACAAGUUCAGGAACCUUCGUAGGCAAUGAAGGGGUAAAGGUUCCCUGGUAG